GCUGGGCGAAGAAGACUGACUUCCGGCCAGGCCGUCGUCGGAGUAGCGCGGCGGAGUCAUCGCUGGGCCUUGCCUCCUCGAUCUCCCAUCCUACCCCCCCGCCCUGGUGCGGGGGGUCGACCAGCCAAGUGAGGCAGGAGACGACUCAGACUUUCCCCUGCAUUUCCUUCCAGCCAGCGCCCCGGUUCCCCGCCCUAGGGUCCUUGGGGCCCGCGAGGCCCGGUCUGAGGGGCCGAGGCCUACGUGGGCCCACCGCUGGGCCCCAUGAGGCAUAGCCUGACCAAGCUGCUGGCGACCUCGGGCAGCGACUCCCCGACCCGCAGCGGGAGUCCGGCGCCGGCGGCGGCCUGCUCGCUGCCCCCGGAUGUGACCCGGGCGGUGGCGGCGGCUGCGGAGAAGGAGACGCCCGCGGCCGUAUCUGCCGGCCGCAAGCAGUCGCGCGGCGACGAGGGCGAGUUGGAGGCCCGGAGGGGGAGCCACGGCGGCCUGGCCGUGCGCGCGCCCUCGCCUGAGGCGAUGGAGGACGAGGCGAUCGCCAGCGUCCCGGGGGAGGAGCCGGAGGACAUGGACUUUUUGUCCGGGCUGGAACUGGCGGAUCUGCUGGAUCCCCGGCAACCGGACUGGCACCUGGAGGCCGGGCUCAGCUCUCCCGGGCCUCUGUCCUCGUCCGGCGGCGGUUCGGAUAGUGGCCUGUGGAGAGGGGACGAAGACGACGAGGCUGCAGCUGCUGAGAUGCAGCGCUUUUCUGACCUGCUGCAGAGGUUGUUAAACGGUAUCGGGGGCUGCAACAGCGGCAGUGACGGUGGCAGUAACGAAAAGAGGCGGAGAAAGUCCCCGGGAGGAGGCAGUGGCGGCGGCAGCGGCAGCGGCAACGACAACAACCAGGCGGCGACAAAGAGUCCUCGGAAGGCGGCUGCGGCAGCAGCCCGUCUUAAUCGGCUGAAGAAGAAGGAGUACGUAAUGGGGCUGGAGAGUCGGGUGCGGGGUCUGGCAGCCGAGAACCAGGAGCUGCGGGCUGAGAAUCGGGAGCUGGGCAAACGCGUACAAGCACUGCAGGAGGAGAGUCGCUACCUACGUGCUGUCUUAGCCAACGAGACCGGGCUGGCUCGCUUGCUGAGCCGGUUGAGCGGCGUGGGACUGCGGCUGACCACCUCGCUCUUCAGAGACUCGCCCGCCGGUGACCAUGACUACGCUCUGCCAGUGGGAAAGCAGCAGCAGGACCUCCUGGAAGAGGACGACUCAGCGGGAGGAGUGUGUCUUCAUGUGGACAAGGAUAAGGUGUCGGUGGAGUUCUGCUCGGCGUGCGCCCGGAAGGCGUCGUCUUCUCUUAAAAUGUAGGGUCAAGUAAUCUGCUCUUUAUCCGCGUUUAUCCCUUUCAACUCCCUUACACCAUGUAAAACACCUUAGUGGGACAUCUUCACUGGACACAUUUCAGAGGAGGAAACAGUAAUAUUGAAUCUUUAAUGUUUAGCUAAAAGCAUGAAUGUGACACUGUAACCAACUCCUAAUGAUAACAUGUGACUAUUAAAUUUCUCUGACAGUUUCUUUUUUAGGUGAUUUCCUUCCUGCCAGGCUCCGUUGUAGGGGUUACAGAACAGUCGUUCCCGCCUCACAACCUGCUCUUCUGUCCCCAGUGUGGACAUGGCCUUGGAUGACAUCGGUUCCAACUGUACACUGAAACCUGCUUAUAGAGAUACAGUUUGGAUACAUUGAAACAGGUGAAGUUGAAUGGAAGUUCCGAAUUGUACAAGGUGCAAAUUGGAAUUUCAAUUUAUAGCAACUUUUGAGAGGUUGACAAUAAGCAUUAGGGGCAUGAACAAAUGUGAUAUUUUGCUGGAGAUGACAGAAAUCUCUUCACUUAGUUUGCAGGUGAACAUAUAGAAUCUAUUCAUAUUAACAGAUUUUAAUAUCUCACCAUUAGAGAAGUUGAAAAUUAAUUUGCAUAUCAGAUUCUUGUGUUAGUUGAUUGGAGGAAGGAAAAGAACGGUUAAUGAAAUGUUUUUUUUUUUUGAGGACCAGUACAGUGAUUACCCUAUCACUGACUAUGAAUAAAUUGUUGAACAUCUUUAUUUUUGCUGUAUUAAAAUUUUAGGUUAAAUUUAUGUAUGUAUGAUUAGAUAUUGAAGGUUGUGAAAUGUGAAUGAAAAAGUGUAAAGUGAGGCUUCACAAAGAAUCUUACUCUCCUUAUUGCAAAGGCAUUUGGCUAAUUUAAAAAUGAUUUUUAAAAUUAAGUGAAUCUGGUCACUUAAAUGACAUGAUUGACACUAUUUUUCCAAAGAUGGGACAUACUCUUUUGAAGUACUCUAUUAAUCUGUUGUCCUGUUGUGUAAAUUGGUAUAGCAUCCUUCAUUGUAAGAAGCAUUAAGAAAUUCUUUGUGAAACAUCACUGUUUGAUAAAGUAUAUACAUAUUUAGCAUCCUUGUUUUUCUUUGUGCUAAAGUGGAUACAGCUGUUGGGGCAGAAGAGACGGGACCAGCUCCUGGCCACAUUUCCUGCUUUAUUUUAAAAGGUAGUAUAAGAAAUGAGGAAAAGAGGUAAUAUCAGGGCUUCUGCUGUCUUUUAUUUUUAAAAUGUUCAUAAUUAAAAAGUAUUUUCCAGCAGUCCAAAGAUGUAAGUUAUCGUAUGAAAUGUUUUAUUAUUUGUUAUUUGGUUAUGAAAAUGGAAUCCUUGUUCUUGCACAACUGUAAAUGUUUUGUUGUUAGAUGAUAAGAUUUGAGGUCUAAAUUGGUCUCUGGUUUCCAGUGCAUCACAGCAUAUUUUGUAACAUCACCUACUGCACUUGAGCAUGAAUGGGUAGUAGCCAAACUUACAACCUGGAGUGAUGAACCUGCUUAUACCUUAGUGCAGGAGCAAGCCCCUCACAAUGCAGCUGCAUGGAUUUUUAGUGCCUACUGAAUUAUAUAUAUAAACCAAAAGUAGUUGGAAAAAUUAUUUGAAAUUAUUUGUGCUAUCUUUAUGGAAUAUGUUAAAUGUAGCUUUUGAAACAGAAGCCUUGAAUUGAAAUUUAACUAAUACUUGAACAUUUUGUAUAUAUUUCUUUGUAUAUAAUUUUGUGCAGUAUCAAUGACAAAAAUGUGUCAUAAUAAAACCAGGUUUGUUGAUCUUUCAGUUAUGGGCUCAAAGAAUUUAUUCAUCUCUAACAUGACAUUGGGAAAUAAUGAAUAAAAAUAGAAAAAAUGUUAUUAAUACUGACUGUGGGUCUUAAAGGGUUCUGGAAGCAGUGAGUGUGUUUUCUAAAAUUAUUCCACUUCUUUGGAAGAUUUUCUUAACAUCAGUUCUUUUUCUGUAUUUUUUGAAGUUUUGAGACUGGGGAGAAACAGUAGUCAAAGCUUUCUAAAUUGAGAUGCUUUGGAAUUUCAAAUAUAGAUUUUUAGAAUGUCAUUUUAUAAAUGGCAGUUUUUGGAGAUAAUUAACUUUUUGAAAAUGGAAAGAUUAGUAUGGCCUAUUUUUAAAGCUGCUUUGUUAGAUUCCUUAUGUUUUAUUAACUGUCUUUUCUUAGUUUCCAUUUCUUUUUUUUUUUUCCUUCUAAUUUUGGUGACUUAAUGAUUUUGUCAUUUUUUUACAUCAAUUUCAUGGUCUUGUUUUUACAUGGUAAUUGUAUGCAUUUAGGACCUAACAGGGACUUUAAAGAAAUUUGGUCAUAUUUAUGUGUAAGCACAUUUUAUUGUAAAUGUUUGGGUUUCUGAAUUUACAACAGAUCUGUUUAUUUCGGUAUGUAGUAAACAGUAUCUUAAAGUGUCUAAUUCACUACUUGUUAAUUAAAAAAGUUAUGAUUAAUAUGAAACUGUUGUCUCACUAUUUUAAGAAAAUUGUGUUCUGAAUGGUUAGUAUUUGGAUAAAGGAGGUUUCUGGAAUAUAAUAGGGAUCCUUUUGAAAUUUUUAGAUUUGGUUCUAUUUAUUGUAAUGGAUGAAAGCAAUUUAGUAUUUGGUGAACUUUUUUUUUUUCUAAUUGUGCCUCUAGUUUCUAGGCUACUAUGACAAAUGGUAAAAUGAUAUAGAACUAGACCUAAAAAGUAGCUUUAAAAAUAAUUGUCUUCUGAUGGUGGCAGGAAUUCAUACAUUAACUGAACUAACACAUCAUAUUGACCGUUACUAUUCCUAUCAUUGGCUUACUGUUUUUGCACUUCCCAUUCCAGACUUAAUUAAAAAGCCUACAUUUUAAAAAAAGUAGUCACACUUCUAAUACAAGUCAACGAAAAGUGUUCAAAAUAUUUUAAUUAAAUAUUUAUGCAUUUUAUAAUCACUAAAUUAAUCUCUCUCUCUUCUCUUUAAACAGCUUAGCAGUGUCUGCAAAAACGAAUGUUUUCCUACAACCUGUUAACUGACUGGACUGAUGAUAACAAAGUAGUUGUGGGAGCCAUGUCGGUCAAAAAUUUGGCAUCUGCUGAAAAAAAUGAAUGCCAUUUUCAAGUUCCCAAAUUACUUCUAUACUGAUUUCACUUUCCAGAAAUGGAGAUAUGAAAAGAUUCUCUGGAAUCCUUGAAAGACUUAAUAGGAAUAUAUGAGACUAAGUUAAUUUUGGAACAAAAUUAUUCUUUUUUUUUUUUUUUUUUUUUUGGUCUUUCAUGAGAGUGAUACCCAGUUCUUUGCAUACCUUUAAAAAUAUUGUCACUACCUAUUGGAGAAGAGAACUAUAGUAUUUCAUCAAGGAAUAUUAGAUUCUUUACAUAAUCAAGACCACAUUCUAUGGAAUUUCAUUUAGUGGACUAGAAUUACAUAAACAGGCCAUCAGUGAUCACAAGACAUAUCAUGAGUUUGUAUUUCUUUCCUGGAACAUGAGGUAAUUUGUGAAAGUACAGGGAGAUACCUUGGCGAGUAGAAUAUAAAAGUUAAUGUGUAAAGUCUUUAAUUUUAUGAAGAGUAGUCUUUUUUUUUUUUUAAAAUAGAUGCAUUGAUUUGUCUGCCUGUAUAUCUGAAAGAAUUGAUUACCGUUAAAUGUUUAGGUAGAAUUAAUUACAAUUCAGGGAAACAGCAGGAUGUGUGGAUUCUGAGGUUUUGGCCUGAGUUUUCUGAGUAUUUACACUGUUUUGGGAAUAUUUUGAGGUUUCUAAUGAAUAGUAUAAUAGUUUCUGUUGUUUUAUAUUAAAAUUUGUCUAGUGUUAUAUAAGGGCUAUAGUAUUCUAGAAGAUGGGAGUGGCACUUCUUUUUUGGCAUAUGGUUUUAUUUAAUUGAAAUAUUUCAGCCAUUACAAGUGUGAAAAAACAUGCAAGAACUCUGAAUUGUUUUAUUUCAUUUUUAUUUGAUUAUUCUAAUACAUCCUUUCACAUGAUCUAGAGUCAUUUUAUUUUACUGACUCAGUUUUGGAAGUAUGCAGAUGCUAGAAGUAGAAGAGAAUAGGAGAUAGGCUUCUAUUUCUAUUGUUUCCAGAAUGAUUCAUUAUUAAUUACAGUCAGUUAUUGUACAACAUUUAUUAAACCCACUCAGUUGCUUGUAACCUAAGUGUGUUUGCGGCCUGUGUAGCCAGAUAUCUAGCAAAGAACAUUCCCACUGGCUUAUACAAAAGUGACUGCUGCUCCUUUAGUACAGCUGGUUAUAAUUGCAAAACAAAAUGUUUAGGCACCAAUACUAUUAGCUCACCAUAACUACUGCUUUGAUAGAGUAGAUAAUUCACUCUAAUGAAUUUUAAAUAUGUAAUUACCUAGUCCAACAUUUUGAAGGUAUAGUUUAAGGCCUUAGUAAUGUCAAAUUUUUAAGCUAAAUAAUCUGAUGACUCUUGAAAGUUGACUUGGUUGGUAGUUGGGAUAUUUUCAGUUAUUUAUUUUUUCCCAGACCCACUAUUAAUAUAGUUUGAGAACCUCCCAAAUUUUUGCAUUCUUACUGAUCCCUAUGCUGAACUAGGCCAGAGAUCAAAGGGGACGUCUUUGUUUGGCUAGCACAGUAUUUUUUAUAUAUUUAAAUUUGAAUACCUUUACAUAUGGCCUCUAUAGAAGUCACUCCAUAUUGUCUUAAAACAGUUGAGCUCUGACCAAGACCCUAAAUGGUCAUUUACACUUGGGGUUUUAAAAUGCAAAAGAAUUAAAUUGGAGAUAAUUAAAUUUUAUUCAGAAAGUAAGUUAGCUUAUCAUUAGAUAUAUAAAUCAUAUAAUAUUGGAGAAAAUUUGACCUUUUUCCCCCAGAUUACAGGUCAAUAGGAAGUUUCUUAACUUGCCUUUUUCAUUGCUUUGUUUACUGAUCACAGUGUUUUAUUCCCAGUUUUUUACCUUUUCCCAAUUUUUACAUUCAAGGUUUCUUACAGUAGAGCCAUUUCCCCCACUUUUAAAAAAAGAAACCAGUUCAGAACAGAAUUUAUUAUAUUUUUGUAAUUUUGUUGACUCCAAAGUACUUGUUUUAUUGAAAAUAUUUUUAAGUUUUCCUUGAUUUUAAUUGAAAAAUCUAGUCAUUUAUAGUGUUUUGAACAUUUGUGUAGUUCUGUUACUACACACAGAUUUGAAUUUUACUGGUAGCCCAACUUUCUUUAGAAUGUGCCUCUAAAUUUGUAGUGUGGACAGUUUCCUAGAACUCUGGUUCUUGGUAUACUGCAGUUUGGGGUUUAUAAACUAUAUUGAUGUCUUGGUUUAAGUAUAGUAUGAACCUUCUUUUUUAUUCUUUUAAAGUCAAGUAAUUAUACAAAGUGAAUUGUAAAAGAUUUAAGUAGGUUGUUUACUGUGACUGGACAGAAAUAUUAAACACUUUCUUUUCCAGACUGAAUGAAGCAGUGUUCUUUAAGUUUUAACCACAAAUGACUGAAAGCUUAAAUUGUCAUGCAGGCCACGGCAGGUUCAUGUUACUUAUCUGCCCUCUGAGCAAAAUUUUGGUAAAGUAGAUAUGCAGCAACAGAUUUAAAAUAACAUGCUUUAUUGCUUAUGUUGCCUGUUUCUAUUAAUUGAAAAGAGGAUUUAAUAAAUACAUGGUAGAGGACAGAUGUUAGAAGGAAAUUUUGGUUAUGUAAACAAUUAUAAACUUACACCUAUUUACAAGUGGUAUUGUGCUAGGGAGGAAAUAUUGUGGGAAUGUUUAAGGAUAAGGAAACAAUUUAUAUUAAAUUAGCAAACAAUUUAGUUGUAUAGGUGGGCUGUGAAUGCUCUAAAAGUUGAUCAUUCUGUAUUCUUAAAGAGUCUAAUUCAGUAAUUUGGGUUUCUUUCUGAAGUCAGGAAUUAUUUUUACUUUUUUAAAUUGUGAUAAGUAGAACUCUGCUUUAAAUAGAAGUGACAAUACAGGUAAAAUAGAUAAUUUUAGGUCACAGAGCUUUUACUCUUGAUUUUUUUUUACCUAGUAAAAUAAUCAGGUAAUUUUUUUUCCUUUUAAAUAAUGUAUACUUUUUUCUGGUUGUAGAAGUAAAGCAUAUUCAUAAUUAUAGAAAAUCUGAAAAUUUCAGAAAGGAAUCAAGAAGAAAGAAAAACCACCCAUAAUUCUAUAAUCCGUAGAGUAUCAGUAGUAAACAUUUUCGCUUAUUUCCUUUCAGAUUUUCUUCUAUGAAUAGAAGAUUUCUUUGCCUCACAAUUAGGAUCAUUUCUUAUGUAAGUUAGGUAGGGAAUAUAUUUUUAUGUGCCUUUUGAAAGAAAUUGUAUUUGCUUUCCAAAAAAUUGAAAAUGCAUUUUCUCAGUACUGCUUCAUUACAUUCCUUCAAAGAGAUGCUAAAAGCCGAAGUCAGUUGUGAAGUUGCCUUUUCUAGGUGACAGGUAAAAUUCUCCCUUUAUCUGAUUUUAAGUAGUACAAGAUUACUUGACAGAUAUGUCACUGUAUUUGGAGGCAGUAGUUAAAAAGCUUGUGAAUAUGGUGUAAGGUGGCACUUAAAAUUUUGUUGGGUAGUUUUUCUUAUGAUGACUUGACUUGAUUCAUAAGUGUUGGUCUAGACCUGUGCUGUCUAAUACUGUAGCCAUCAGGCGUAUGUGGCAAAACAUUAAUUAAAUUUAAAAUUCAUUUAUUCAGUUGCACUAGCUACAUUUCAAUUGCUCAAUAGCCACAUAUAGCUAGUGGCUGCCAUAUGGUUACUGCAGAUAAAAAACAUUUCCAUCAUCAUAGAAAGUUCUUUCGAAUAGUGCUGAUACAGAUGCUGUCACCUAAGAAAAUGGUUUAAAGAUGAGAAGUUUUAAGAAAGGGAACAUAAUAGGUUUCUCUAAAAAUUGAAAUCUAUCUCAGAAAAUGAGGAACAGACUUGGAUAUUUCAGAAAGCAAAACAAGGAGCAAUAGGGAGAAUUAUAUCUAUCAUUUGAGUGCCAGAUACAUCAUGUGCUACGUUAGGCAACUUACAAAUAUUAUUUCAUGUAAUAAACCAACCUUGAAAAGUUACCCAUGAAGAAACUGAGGGUCAAAGAGGUUAUUUAACUUAGCGUCACCUAGAGAAGAGGCUCAUGGCUUCCACAGAAUUAUCCCACACUAGAUGGAAGCUUCAAAGAAUUUCCUCUGUUGGCUGAGAAUAUAGCUUUCCAAGGAUAUAAAUAAUUUGACUUUUGAAGUGGAUGGCUUUGCCAUUGAAAGAGCUCAAGCUGAACCUGAAUAACCAUCUGUCGAGAAGAUUGUAAUUGUUCCCUCUGUGAGGAAGGGCAUUAAUGCUUAAUGUAAAGGAGUGGAGUGAGCUAAACUGAGGAGACUACUGGGCAAACUAAAGUAAUGCCCUUGUUAAAGUGGUUAGUCUUUAGUGCGAUUCAGCUUUUUUUGGCACUGUGUAGUCUUUUGUUGUAGGUCCUGGAAUUGUACCUCAUGUAAUAAAUUAGAAGUUUAUGUUUACUUACACAUUAGACAGGUUGUUUUUAACAUUUUAUUCUUGUUUACAUCUCUGCUUAAAAUCAGUGAAUUUCUAGGCCAGGUUCAGGUAACUGAAGGGCUUUUAUAAGUAGUUUAUAUUGUCUAGAUCCAAGGUAUGCUGCAAACACAGUCUGGAGCAAAAUGGGAAAUAGCAUCUUUCUAAAGACAGGCUUUGAUAUUCUAAUCCAGUAGGUUAAAAUGUUCCCUUUCUCGGGUAGCACAGCUGAGAUAUAUCUGUAAGAAAACAUUGAGACAUUUCACUAGAAAAGUUUGUUGUAUCAUAUGGCAAGCCUAUAUUAAUAUAUACUGAUCCUAUAAGUAUUAAGAUAAAGCUAGUUUAGGUAAAGAUUAAGGCAGUGCUAUUCUCUUCAGUGUCUCCUAGUUCUAAAAUGUAUCCUGUUGUGUUUUUUUGCUUUUUUUUUUAAAUCUUUCUGGUUUGCCUCUGGAGGCUCACAGCAUAAAUUACUUGAUGCAUUAGAGUUCAUCAGAGAAUGGUAGAAUUAUUUGGCUAGCAGGCUUUUAGCUAGACAUUUUCUGAUUGUUCUCCUUUGGUGGAAGUGCUCAAAAUGUCUUAAUUCUUUCAAAUCAAAACAUGAUACUGCCUUUGGUCUAAAUGCCUUAAACAGAGAAAUAGUGUUUUGUGAGUUUUAUAGGUAGUCACAUAUAUUAUUAAAGUUUGUUAAUAAUUAUGAGGAAACAAUUAAAAGAGAAUCCUACCUGGCUGCUAGGCCACCAUUCACAGGAAUAGCCAAGAAAAUAGGGUACAGACCACCAAAAACAAGACCAACAAGUCCUCCCCGUGUUACAGCACAGGUCUCACAAUUCAAAUCACCUAGGAAGUGAAGGUUGGAAUAGUUAGGUACACAUGAUUUAAAGAAUGCAAGGUACCCAUAUAUAAUAGAUAUUGCAUAUUUUACUAUCACUGUGGAGUGUGCUACCCCAAAGUACAAACUGUAUUGGCGAUAAAUGAUAGGUAACUUAAUUUUCAGGCAGUAAUACAGUAAAUGAAAUUCUGCAAGGUAUGUUAGGUUUAAUUAACAUGUAUGGAUAACCUAAAAUAGCUAGAAAUAAUUGAUAAGAAAAUUCUCUUUUGUUCCAAACUUGAAUGUAAUCCCAUGGUUUUGGCUGCUGCUCACUUUUUUGUAUUUGUUUUGUAUCAGCAGACUUGAGCUAAUAUUUUUCUGUCUUUGAGACACUUUUUUUAACCUGUGGGAAUUUUUUAAAACAUCAAACUUCAUCUUAGUUUUUACAUUAUACAUGUGACUUUACUCUUUUCUAAAUGAGGAUAAAGGUAUAUUAGAAAGAGAAAGCUAAUAACUUAGCUUUCUAUUUUUAGUCUUAUCCCUUAGUCUGUUCACUUCAUUGGGCAAUAGGUUUCCCUUCAUCAUAAAAAUACUUUCCACACUGGUCAUGGGAUUCAAACAAAAUACUAAAUCACUUUAAACAAAUUUGUAAUAGCACUUAACCAAAGGUAAAGAGAAUUAGAUAAUAAAAGAGAUAUACUACCCCUAUACCCCUCUAGUAACAAGAAUUGAUUUUCAAAAGGAAGUCUGGUCUCCAUAUAUUUGAUAAUUCUUGUGUAUGCAUUUAGUGGUUUAAGAAAUUUGCUCCAUAGAGUCUUUAAGAAAUAAGGCAGGCAGCAUCUUUAAAAAAUAAGGUUUCCAAAUAUCUCUUACUAUAAAUAAGCACUGUGAUAAAGAUAAACUAGACUUAGAACUGCUGUGUAUGUGUACUGCUGUGUAGUACAUCUUACUUGGCAGAUAGACCAUGCUAAUAUGAAUUAGUUGCCACAGUACAUGAAGAUACUAGCAAGUUUCAAUCUCAAAGUAACACAUAGCUACUUGAUAAUAAUAUGUGUUAAGUAUUAAGUUGUAAAUAAUAUAUACCAACUUUCUGGUAAUAGUGAAAUAGAAUUUACCUGUACUCAAAGGUAAACUUACAAAACCUCUGUAAGAUACAUGUGCUGUCAAAAAUGGGAUCACUGCCAUUGGUAAGCCAGCAGCUAUGCGAGCCUGUGUCACAUUUAAGACGCGUCGAAAAAGACUGUUUGCUAUCAGUCCACAGAGGGCAGCAUUAAGUCCAAUAUAUGUUGAUCCAUGUUCAAAUAGACUCCUGAGAGUGUGAGAGAAAAAAAUAGCAUUUUUUUUUUGUUGUUGUUCUAUUGUGUAUGUAAGAUAUCCAACAAUUCUGACAUGUUAUAGAACUUAUCAAGACUGGAAUUAACUGGAUACAUCUCUUAAAGCACCUUAAGCACAAAAACCUUAAAAAAUUGUUCUAUGUAUAGAUCUUUAUUCUAAAAGGCUCUCAGAUUUGGUCAACACUUAAGGAGAAAGUGAAACAUUCAGAUCUUGCUAAAUGUAUUUUUUGAUUUUGCAAAGGAUGUUAAUAUAGAAAGUUCCCCCGCGUAGCAGAGAACGGCUUCUGGGGAGCCUGAUUUUUUAGGUGCCUCUCCUCUGGGCUCGCAUAGUAUCCAAUACUACCUCUCUAGCAUAACACCUUAUAAGGUGGUACUAUCUUAUAUUCAUUUACAUGUCAUACUUCCCCAUUAGUAUAUAAACAACUUGAAUAUAAAGAUAUAUUCAACUUGGUUUCAACAGUACCUGAUACAUAGAAGGUAUUCAAUAGUGUGGAAUUAAUGUGUUUCCUUUCACUCUUCACUGAAGCAUUAAUGCAAGGAUUGGAGGACAGGGGAAGUAAGUACUAACAUUUAGGGGAUAUUAUGUGCUAAGUACUCUCCAACAAUUCACUGAAAUAAAGACUACAUUGAUGUUCUGAGACAGUAAA
Choloepus didactylus (southern two-toed sloth) is the source of this 11508-nucleotide messenger RNA. It is a transcript of the gene CREBZF, whose product is annotated as CREB/ATF bZIP transcription factor. NCBI's taxonomy places the organism in Eukaryota, Metazoa, Chordata, Mammalia, Pilosa, Megalonychidae. The transcript is spliced from 2 exons. The record is from RefSeq and is a predicted model, not a curated record. Bases 265 to 1338 code for a protein of 357 amino acids. Gene Ontology annotation, biological process: regulation of transcription by RNA polymerase II. Gene Ontology annotation, molecular function: DNA-binding transcription factor activity; transcription cis-regulatory region binding. Gene Ontology annotation, cellular component: nucleus.